Messenger RNA from Arachis ipaensis, 2439 nucleotides. RefSeq names its product glycosyltransferase family protein 47. The record is from RefSeq and is a predicted model, not a curated record. Gene Ontology annotation, molecular function: glycosyltransferase activity. NCBI's taxonomy places the organism in Eukaryota, Viridiplantae, Streptophyta, Magnoliopsida, Fabales, Fabaceae. Gene Ontology annotation, cellular component: membrane.
AUGGUUGCCCUUAAAACCGUAUACACCUCCUACUAUAACAGUAUUUUCUCUUCGGGUUUCAUUUUCUUCUUUGGGUGUUUUGUUUUCUUCGGAUCGAUUGCGACUCUUUAUGGGUGGCUCGCUUUCUCACCCGCUGUUCAUGCGGGUCUUUCCACCUUGGGUUGUCAAGAGGACAAUGAGGGUUCUUGGUCAAUUGGGAUUUUCUAUGGUGACUCACCCUUCACUCUUAAACCCAUAGAAUCGGCGAACCUAGGGAACGACGAGAGUGCUGCUUGGCCAGUAGCCAAUCCUAUUGUGACAUGUGCUUCUGUUUCUGAUGGUGGUGCUCCCAGCAAUUUUGUUGCUGAUCCCUUUCUUUUCAUUCAGGGAGAUGAUUAUUAUAUAUUCUAUGAGACAAAGAAUGCAAUAACCAUGCAAGGUGAUAUUGGAGUCUCAAAAAGUACUGAUAAGGGAGCAACAUGGAAACACCUCGGAAUUGCUUUGGAUGAGGAAUGGCACCUUUCGUAUCCAUAUGUCUUUGAGCAUGAUGGGAAGAAAUAUAUGAUGCCUGAGGGAAGUAAGAAAGGAGACCUUCGUCUCUACGAAGCAGUUAACUUUCCCUUGCAUUGGAAAGUGAAAAAGGUUCUCCUGAAGAAGCCCCUCAUUGAUUCCUUCAUUGUCAACUAUGGUGGAAGGUUUUGGCUUUUUGGCUCAGACCAUAGUGGUUUUGGAACCGAGAAAAAUGGGCAGUUGGAGAUUUGGCAUAGUAGUUCGCCUCUUGGUCCUUGGAAACCUCACAAGAAAAACCCAAUCUAUAAUAUUGACAAGAGUCAAGGAGCUCGCAAUGGGGGCAGGCCGUUUUUAUACGAAGGGAAUCUUUAUCGUGUUGGUCAGGAUUGUGGCGACACAUAUGGGAGACGGGUGCGUGUCUUUAAGAUAGAAACUCUUACUCCUGAAGAAUACAAAGAAGUUGAAGUCCCUUCUGGCUUUGUUGAGCCAAAGAAGGGUCGAAAUGCUUGGAAUGGUGCUCGUUACCAUCACCUUGAUGUGCAACAGCUGCCAUCUGGUGAUUGGGUUGGGGUUAUGGAUGGAGAUCGUGUUCCUUCUGGAGAUUCAAUCCGGCGGUUCAUGGUUGGUUGUGCUUCCGUUGCUGUUGCUGCAGUACUUAUUGUGUUUUUGGGCGUGUUGCUCGGGUUUGUGAAUUGCAUUGUCCCUCUCAAUUGGUUCAUUCAUAACUCGGCAAAGAGGAAUUUAACCGUCUUGUCUUGGGAGAGAUCUAAUGUGUUCUGUUCAAAAGUAAGACGGUUUUGCAGCCGGUUGAACAGAGCCCCGACCUUUAUCCGAGGUAAGAUAAAGCAUAAUGCUUGCGCCAGGAGGUUUAUUCUUGUUAUAUUAUUUGCAGUGGUAGUUGGCUUGAUGUGUAUAGGAGUUAGAAAUAUUUACGGAGGUAAUGGAUCAGAAGAACCUUACCCAUAUAAUGGACAAUAUUCACAGUUCACCUUGUUAGCAAUGACCUAUGAUGCUCGACUAUGGAACUUGAAGAUGUAUAUCAGACAUUACUCGAGAUGCUCUUCGGUUGGGGAGAUUGUAGUGGUGUGGAACAAGGGAGUCCCUCCGAAAUUGAGUGAUUUUGACUCUGCAGUACCGGUGAGGAUUAGGGUAGAGGACAAGAACUCUUUGAAUAAUCGGUUCAAGAUUGACCCAUUGAUAAAGACGCGAGCAGUACUAGAGCUUGACGACGACAUUAUGAUGACAUGCAAUGAUGUUGAGCGAGGUUUCAGGGUGUGGCGUCAGCAUCCAGAUCGAAUCGUUGGAUUUUAUCCCCGGCUUAUUUAUGGCAGUCCGUUGAGGUAUAGGGGAGAAAAAUAUGCACGAAAGCAUAAAGGGUACAACAUGAUUCUUACUGGUGCGGCUUUCAUCGAUUCUCAAUUAGCUUUCAAGAGGUACUGGAGUGAGGAAGCCAAGCAAGGGAGGGAAGUUGUGGACAAGUUAUUUAACUGCGAAGAUGUUCUCUUAAAUUACUUGUAUGCGAACGCAAGCUCAUCAAGGACAGUUGAUUACGUGAAGCCAGCAUGGGCAGUUGACACCUCGAAAUUUUCCGGUGUGGCGAUUAGUGGGAACACACAAGUGCAUUAUCGGUUGAGGAGCUCAUGCCUCAUGAAAUUCUCGGAGAUGUACGGAAGCUUGGCCGGUCGGAAAUGGGAAUUCGACAGGAGACAAGAUGGUUGGGAUGUAUAGUAGAGAGAGAGAUAUUCAUAGGUAGGUCAUUUCCAACUCUUCUUUUUCUUUUUGAGGGUAUAAAGUCUUCAUUCUUUAUACUUGUACCCCAACUGUGAAUUUUAAUUUAGGGGUUUAUUCCAAAAUAGAGUGUUCUGCAGCAACCAUGUAAAUUGGUUUUAAAUUGGCCUUCAGUGUUCUGUUUUUUCAAAUCAAAAGCUAGGCAUAGAAAGUUAUUCCUUA